AUGAGCUCCAUGCAGUCAAACUCCUCUGCAAAUGCGUCCUUUGUUCGUCCUGCAACAUUUUUCAUCAAAGGCUUUGUUAAUAUUCCACUUGCAAAAUACUACUAUGUGUUCUUGUCUUUAGUGUAUGUUGUGACUGUUUUAGGGAAUUCAUUAAUCAUGUGUAUCAUUUAUUUGGCUCGCAGACUUCACACAGCCAAAUACAUUGCUGUUUUUCAUCUGGCCUUUUCUGAUCUGUGUGGAAGCUCGGCUUUGAUUCCAAAACUCAUAGAUGUGUUUUUAUUUGAGCACCAGGAAAUUUUAUAUGAAGCAUGUUUGGCAAAUAUAUUUUUUGUGUUUCAUUUCAUGAAUCUGCAGUCUUUGACACUACUUGUUUUGGCUUAUGACAGAUUUGUUGCUAUUUGUUUUCCUCUACGCUAUCAUGCCAUUGUAACCAAACCAGCCAUGUUUCUGAUCAUAGGGGUGAUAUGGAUUUUUUCUGUGACCUUUUUUUCUGUACUUGUAAAUUUGGUCAAUAGACUCUCUUUUUGUAGAUCUAAUGUAAUUGAUACUUAUUACUGUGAUUUUGCCCCUAUAUAUAGACUAGCCUGUAAUGAUAUUUUUGUGCAUAUUAUGAUGGGAAAACUUAGCUUUGGUCUUCUGAUUUGCAUACCUCCAAUACUGAUCUUUAUUUCAUAUUUCUGCAUUGCUCUUACUCUGCUUAAGAUCGCUCAUGGUGCUGACCGGAUCAAGGCAAUGAAAACCUGCACCUCACAUCUCAUAUUGGUGGCAAUUUUUUAUCUCCCAAUUUUAAGCAAUCAUAUUGCAGCCUUAACAACAUUUUUCCAUCCAAACACCCGGAUAAUUAACAAUUCCCUGACACAGACAAUACCACCUAUGCUGAAUCCCAUCAUAUACACUUUAAAGUCAGAGGAGGUCAUGCAGUCCAUAAAAGAACUGUACAAACGCAGUAGGGUGCAUGCAACUAUGACAAGAAAUGUGAAAUGCAGUGGGAGAAAUAAAAAAUUAUUUAAAAGGAGUCUGCACUUUUCAAUAUAA
Messenger RNA from Sinocyclocheilus grahami, 1035 nucleotides. Its product is annotated as olfactory receptor 1500-like. Gene Ontology annotation, biological process: G protein-coupled receptor signaling pathway; detection of chemical stimulus involved in sensory perception of smell. Gene Ontology annotation, cellular component: membrane. The record is from RefSeq and is a predicted model, not a curated record. The transcript has a single exon. NCBI's taxonomy places the organism in Eukaryota, Metazoa, Chordata, Actinopteri, Cypriniformes, Cyprinidae. Gene Ontology annotation, molecular function: odorant binding; olfactory receptor activity; G protein-coupled receptor activity. Bases 1 to 1035 code for a protein of 344 amino acids.